Molecule: messenger RNA, 3990 nt
Organism: Harpegnathos saltator (Jerdon's jumping ant)
Lineage: Eukaryota; Metazoa; Arthropoda; Insecta; Hymenoptera; Formicidae
Exons: 6
Coding region: 1173-1889 (238 amino acids)
Source: RefSeq, a predicted model, not a curated record
CGCGCACGACGACGACGAUGCCUCGUGGGAUCGGCUCGCUCGGCCUGACUCGGCGUUGCGACGUUGGAGCGUGUUAGUGCGCCUCGAACGCUUUCUACAGAACGGAGCUUCUCUUCUGCCGGGUGUAAUCUCCACGUGUAUGGUUGCGCGUCGUCACUCUCUUCCGCGCGCGCGAGCGAGUCUCUCUUCGCCAUCAGCGCCAUUUUGGUGUACCGGGACGUGUGACUUUUCUCUCCAUCUCUCAGCGCGAGCGAGCGAGCGAGCAGAAUUUCGCCGGAGCGGAAUGCAAACGGUCGUGCAGCAAACUCGACGUCGAGUCGCUCAACAGUCAUCCGCUGGGACCAAGUCCUGGAGGCCUUAUCGUGUGUGCACGGUGUUCGCCGGAAGCGAGUUGACCUGAGGGAGGAUGCGACGAGGGUGGUACCGUGAGCGGCAGCUGUGAGAAAAGUGCGACGCGACGCGACGCGACGCGACGCGACGCGACGGUCGACCCGGAGUCGUUCGACGACUCGGUUCCGCGGCUUCCUCCGAGCUCAUCCGAGAGUUCGAUCUCGUUCGAUCAGCUCGUUAACACGUCCGCUCUUAGACCCUUCAGGCUCACCCUUCGAGUUCCUUCUCGGCUUUGGAUCUGCUUCGACGAUCCCCGUUCUUACUUGCUUGUCCCCCCCCCGAUCGGCAAACUUCCGCAGCAGGUGUUGCGGAACUUAUAUCGGUCGUCGUUUCGAAGCGUCAAGCGAAUCGAUAUACACUGGCAAUUCUCAUCGAAUCGUGGAAUCUCCAGUCUCCGCGGACUUUCAGAUCUUCCCCCCUCCCCCAAAUCGGCUUUCCACAGCGACCCUGCUUGACCCUCGAACCUCCGAAAGUCGCUUAAAUCUCCGCGUAUCUUCGUACAUCCGUACAAUCGUAGUCGAUUGGCAGUCGGUACCGAUUUGUUGAAAAUUACUCCAAAGUCGCAUUGUAAUCUCGUCUUAUCGGCUACUCAUUGAACUCGAGUACCCGGCGGCUCUAAGGAGUGGGGGGAUUACAGAAUGAUAGAUUAGAUCGAGCAAACGAUUCGGCCGCCCGAAGAAAUCCCCCCAGCAUCGCGACGUCUCCGAGGGAGCAGUAAUCACCAGCGUCGUCGUCGUCGUCACACGCUGUGGAUUUUCAUCGUCUGCAAUUUUCAGUGGACCAUGUUGGAAGUCGCCGUGCAGCAUGUCGAUGUCGCACUUUCCACAGCCACCGAGGAUGUGGGAGAUGGGCAUCAAGGGCACGAAAACGACACCGAUUCAUAUUCGUUGUCACAUCUCGAUCCACCCACCGACAGUGUUUACAUGAUAUGUGGGGUGCUGAUUGCUAUGGUUCUAGUGGGCGUCAUCAUCGUCCUGCUGGCCGUAACGAUCAGCAAGCUGCGAAAGCGCGAGGAUCAUCACUCGAGCGCGGGCGCGGUGCACCCGGAGGCGACGGUGGUGCAGACGGCGACAUCGCCGCCGGCGGCGGCGACGGCGGCGAUCGUCGGGGCUCAGCACCAUCCUGACGGCUGUUGCACGCAGAUCUCCACGACUACCACCGUGUCGACCGAUCUCGGCAACACCUGCGACGAGCACCAUGUCUACGCCAUGGCGACAGCGACGAUGACGACGCCGUCCGCUAAUCCGGUCGAGCCGUUCGCGUGGCAGUUCCCGCCCCCGUACCCGCCGCCCCACAUGCCGCCGGCGCAGUACGCGUUGUACAACGACCAGGAUAACCUUGUACACGCUCUGCCGCCGGACCGGUCUGGAUUCGCGAAGGGUUUCCGCAAGAACAUCGGCGGGCGCUGGCGUCGGCUGGUGAAGCGGAAACCAGAGUCGGAGACCUGCGCCAUUCCCCCCGAGCUGAAGGAUCAGCUGAAGACCAUCUACGUGUACUGACGGCCCACGGGCCUUACCCGAGUGCACUCAGUCCGGACGUGAGAAAUCGAGCAGAUAGAUGGAAAGUGCGAGGAGGAGGAGGAGGAGGAGGUUUGGUAUGGAGUACAAAGAGGACUCGAUCACGAGGAAGGAUGCUGGACCAAGAGGUGCUUCGAUGCGGAGGGAUCCGAGGAGAGCUGGUGACGGGAAGCUGGCGCGGUUGGUCCGGCGACAUAUCAGCAAGUGCCUGAAGAAGACACGCAGCAAAGUGCCUUCUUUUAUUCCACGAAAGCGCCUUUCUUUCAUGAGACUGAUAACGCGAGAGAAAUCGCGAGAUAUAUAAUGGGUGCGACAAAGCGAGUUACCUCGUAGCUUCUGCGUGCGCGUAGUUUCUGCGCGAGAUUAGUAUAGGCGAGAGAGAGAGAGAGAGAGAGAGAGAGAGAGAGAGAGAGAGAGAGAGAGAGAGAGAGAGAGAGAGAGAGAGAGAGAGAGAGAGAGAGAGAGAGAGAUCCGCCGUAGCUCGGCUAAACCGAGUAUUAGUAUUAGCGUGAUCGGCUGGACUACGUUAAGUGCGGGCAGCGCGCGAUCGGACGAGCGUGUUCGGGCUUGAGCCGGGGACUUGGCGCGGAAAGAAGAGAAAAACGAAAGCUACCUAGGGUCACGAGACUUGUGUGGAACUCUCGAUAGUACUAUUGGCUCUUCGAACUCCUCCGGAGAGAAGAAUAGUAAAGAGAAAAACCUUUCUCGAGUUCUUUGUCUCUCACGAUCUUUUUCAACCUUUCGUUACGACCGAGCUCGGCUGCAAAACGAAAAUGUGAUCGAAACACGAUCAUGUCUUGUGUCAUGUUGGCUGACCUGUAGUCAGCAGCCGUUCUCGAAGGUGCGAGUACCGUUUCUCAACGGACAACUCGGUAGCGACAAGGUUAAAAGAUCUCGUGCUCAGACGGCUCCAAUUUUAUCGCUAAUCUUCCAUUACCUCCAUGACGGCUACAAAGUUUCGAUAGUUUGAGCGUGAUGAUGAGAAACACCACCGGUUGUUCUGAAUAAUUUUUCCUGCAGAGACUGCGGCGGACUAGGGGAAUAGAACAUUCGCAAAAGAAAAGAGCAAGCUUUCGAUUUUCUUCACUUCUUUCUCUUUCUCUUCUCAGUCCCGAUCGCGCGACUCGUGACUUGCAGGAUGAGCUGGCAGUCGUUGUCUCCGUGGGCGAUCCAACUGGGAAGCUUUAAGUAUUAGGAACGAGAGAUAGCAUACGUAUUUUACUACUUGACGUGCAAACUAGUCGUACAAUGGACGGCGGGAACACUCGGCGGAUACCGUGUGUUAUUCAUGCCAUUUUCCCCGACGAAACAAUACAACGAACUCCGUAACAACUCGUAUACGUAUCCAGUCAAAGCGAAUCGGAUCUAUGACCCGUCGCCCUUGAAGCAGAGCCGACGAACAAAUAAACUCGACUCACUUUGAUUUCGUCGCUUGUACAUGAAUUUCCUCCUGUGAAUAGUUGGACUACCUGCUCAUCCUGCUGUCGACCACUCGCUCGCUCUCGUAAUGAGCUAUCGCCGAGGCCGCCGACGUAGAAAUCGUAUAAAUGAAGUGUAAAAAGGAUUCUAAGACGAAGCCCGCGGGAUAACUGUCGAAAGGUAAACAGUCCUCCUCUGUGAGUAACACGAACUUUGUGUACACAGAGAGAGAGAGAGAGAGAAAAAAAGAGAGAGGAAGGGGGGGGGGAAGAUUGAAGAAACAGAGAUUGAGGAUAAAGAUAGAGAGAAAGAGAUUAAGUCGAUCAACAAGCGGAUUUUUGUAUUCCUAGGAUUAUAAAAAACCUCGAGGACUCGGAAGGGAUCGCCCUCAGAGUUUGAAGAAUUCCGAGGGUCUUCCCGCAGAACGGCAGUAAAAAAGAAGGUUAUGGGAUAGGGAGGGAGAGAGGGAAACAAUAUAACGCGGCGUCUCAUAGUAAUAAUAAGUUAGACCAAUUUAAGAUUAUCGAAACUAUUAUCACACUACGGCUCAUAUUGAGCUCGCAACUAUCGCGACGCUGACGUGGUAUUAUUUCACUCGUACGCUCGCAUUGACCCUUUAAAUCGAUGUUUGACCAAUACCUCAACGCAGUCGACGAGAAUAGAG